AUGCGUAGGACGCGCAACUUGGCGCUGCUCGCGUACUUGACGUCGCAGAUCUUUGUCGUCCUGCGCCUCGACCACGUCGUCGAGUGGCACUGGCUCCUCGUGUUCAUUCCGUACUACGUCGCCAGCGUUCUCUCGUGCGAGGGCUUUGACUUGAUCCAGUCGCUCCUCAUUGCCGCCAAGAUGGACGGCAUGCUCAACUCGACGUGGCUCUUGACGCUCAUGCCGUCGUGGGUCGGCCUCGCCAUCUUCCUCGUCUUCCUUCCGCUCCAGACGUACUGGGCGUUCAAGGCGUCGCCCGACGACGACGACGACGUCGAGCCCAAGUCGCGCGUCUUCCGCUUCUUCCUCGCGCUCGGCGUUUUCUUCAGUCUCGUCUUCCUCUCGUCGCCGAUCUUCAUUGCGAUCUACCGCCUCGACUACGCGGUCUUCUCGACGUUCUUCAUUGCCCUUCCAUUCUUUGUCCUCGUCGGCGUGGCCAUCGUGGCCGGUCUCGCGUCGGUGUUUCUCAUGACACCCGAGCCGACGACGAGCACGAUUUACGUCCACGCGGCCGCCGACGACGAGUGCUAA
Saprolegnia parasitica CBS 223.65 is the source of this 570-nucleotide messenger RNA. RefSeq lists its product as hypothetical. Bases 1 to 570 code for a protein of 189 amino acids. The record is from RefSeq and is a predicted model, not a curated record. The transcript is spliced from 3 exons. Lineage: Eukaryota; Oomycota; Saprolegniomycetes; Saprolegniales; Saprolegniaceae.